AUGAUGUCCCAUGCAAAGUCCGAAGAGCAACCCAAGAACGAGGAUUCUAUCGAUGAGAACGGGAUCCGAACUACAAUUGAGUAUACCGUGAACGAGGAUGGUAAGAGAGUAAAGAUCAUCAGACGCAGCAAGCGCACACUGCAAAAGUCUGUUGUCGACCAUGCUGUCGCAGAGCGCUUGAAAUGGGCCAAAUUCGGACGAGACAAGGGCUCAGCCAAGGGCCCCGAUCGAGCUACGACUACUGUUGGAGAGGAAGUCUUCCUAAAAAUCAGUGCCGGCAACAAGAGUGCCAGCGACGAUAAAGUGGAAGAGGAGAGUGCGAAGACAAAACUUACCAAGGCUGGUGCUGGCAAGGUCGUGUGUCGGCUGUGUAAGGGAGAGCACUUUACUGCCAAAUGCCCUCACAAGGAGGCUCUGGCUGGUUUGGAGAUGGAUCCCGCUGCCGUCGACGAGUCGGGUGCUGCUGAAGCUUCCGGCCCUGCUCACGGUCUCGCUGGAAACGCCACUGGGAAAUACAUUCCUCCCAGUCAACGCAACCCGCGUGGACCUGGUGCUCCGGGAGCUCCGGGUGCACCGGGAGGUCGCGACGAUCUGCCGACACUCCGUGUCACGAAUCUGUCGGAGGACACACAAGAAAACGAUCUCAGGGAGCUCUUUGGUGUCUUCGGUCGGGUCGCACGUGUCUACGUUGGUCGGGAUCGCGAGACGGGUGCUGGAAAGGGCUUUGCGUUUGUCAGCUUCGAGGAAAGAUCUGUUGCACAGAAGGCGAUGGAAAAGGUGAACGGCAGAGGUUAUGACAAUCUGAUCUUGAGCGUCCAGUGGAGUCAACCCCGUCCGGAACAGCGAUGAUCUCCAGCAACAUCCUCUUCGCUACGAAUUGUACUCCUUCGCAUGUGUAUUUGACUGUCGUCCCUGUACCUCGAGACCAUACUGUUCAGGCAAGAGCAUGUGCCAUGAAAUAGUGCUCCGUUGAAUCGCAGCCUCUCGUGUAAAAUACCGCUUGGCAACCACCUCCAUUUUGUGAUGACCUAUAGUGAUUAUUUGAGCAUUCAGACCCUCUACGAAGCUUCUUUGAUAUGUG
Molecule: messenger RNA, 1081 nt
Organism: Mycena citricolor
Lineage: Eukaryota; Fungi; Basidiomycota; Agaricomycetes; Agaricales; Mycenaceae
Source: the annotation of a GenBank genome assembly